Molecule: messenger RNA, 1571 nt
Organism: Cimex lectularius (bed bug)
Lineage: Eukaryota; Metazoa; Arthropoda; Insecta; Hemiptera; Cimicidae
Exons: 8
Coding region: 191-1567 (458 amino acids)
Source: RefSeq, a predicted model, not a curated record
GAACCCUGGCGGGAAGGGGAACCAGGGAGCAAGCUCACAUUUGAACUUUCGUCGUUCGACCGUUCGGAACGUGUGUGGGAUGCGAGGGUGAUCGCGUGUGACCGUUAUUUCCAAUUAUCUGAUAUGAACCGGGUGCACGUUUCCCAUCCGUCCAGCAGUUUUGAGUGAUCCAUAAAAAAAUAUUAAAAAAAUGGAAAGUGCCAGUGUCGCGAAUUUCGACUUGUCCAACGAAGGGCCGAUCAACUAUUUCAAAAGCUCGUUCGCCAGGUCGAUGGCGUUCACGAACACCACGGCACAGAGCAAGUCCCUGGAUUACGUCUACUCGGACGAAGGUUCCGCCCUCAGGGAGGAUACUGGAGAAAAACCGCAGCGAUCGGACACGCUCUCGACGAGCAGGCUGCCCAGGAGAAGUGUUCCUUCCCUUCCGUCCCAGGACCCGGCUUUCCCUCGGGAAACCUCGUCCUCCGUCAGGCUCAAAGCAAGGAGUAACGAUGCCCUUAAAUUUUGGAAAAUGAAACAGGAAUCGGCAUUAAAAAAGAAAAGCAAUUCUUGUGUCGGCGGUGAUGAAAUGCUUCAGGAAGAAUCAAAGGACGAGGAAAUUCUCCGACUCAGAAAGGAGUGCCAAGGAUUAAUGGAAACCAACCGCAAGCUGAAGGCAAGCAGUGCCAGUCUAGACGCCAGCUUACUCCAGACGCAGAUCGACACACUGCAGUGGCAGUUGAAACAGGCUGAAUCGAACAGACAAAUGUACAAAGCUGUCAUGGAACAGGUGUCGAAAUUUCUCGAAAGGGUUCAGAAAGCACUUGAAUCUAGUCCAACGAAGGGACACCCGACAAGAGGAAAAUCCAGGGUUCCUAGAAGCAGGAGUGUACAUACUGUUGUAACUCAGAGCCGAGCUUCAUCACCUUUACCUUGUGCGGCGUCAAGUGUCCAUAGGGCGAACAGCAUAUCCCAGAUUCAAGACAGCUACACAACAUUUCGUGACCAUGCAUGGAGAGCCAACAGAGCGAGCUCAGAAGAAGUAUCAUCCGAACGAUUGUCCCAAGAAGCCUUCAGACUUUUACGAACAGUCCAGUCUCUUCUCAGUACUAGAGAGCCAGAUCUUGCCGGUGUUUCAGAUUGUACGGCGCAAAGAGACAAUAAUUCUAUGGGGAGUUGCAGUUCUCUUGUUCAGAGUACUUGUUCUGGGACGGUCAGAGAGGCGGAGGACAAUAAAAGCGGUGGCCCAGCAACUCCUCAACUCAGCGUCGGUUCGACUGAGGACGAGAGCGGUUUCUCGUCCAUGAGUUCGUUCCAUGACGUAGCGGCCGAGCUGCGCGGUGGAACCGGCUCUGUAGGCGCCGAGGGAUCUCACCACGAACUCGGCCUGCCGCUAGUAACUGAUUCGCACAGACAUCGCAGGUGGUCCUCGACGCCGAUCGACUCCGGCUAUCGACAGCCCAUCAGAGUCCUCUGGAGCAGAAAGGGGUCAGGAUUGGAGGUGCCAAACUCUGCGUACAAAAAGACAGUGCCUUCCUAUCCUCAUAGUAAUAAUAUUAAUAAUAAAUACGAGUAUAUGCAGACUUGAAAAC